GGGCGAACACGACGCGCGGCACGUCGCUCGUUAGCCCGCGGCGGCGUCGUGAGCCACCGUCCCCACGCGCUGCGCUCGCGGAGGUAGGGCGUUCGCUUUCCGUUUGCUCCGAGGGCAUCGCUUGACGUACGUCUUCGAACAGUUUUGUGCGCGCUCAGCUACAACGGAUGUGUGCGUGGGUUUCAUGUGCAACUAAGCAAGGGGGCAGUGCAUCUUCUUACCACAUCUCCGAUUGUUAGCGGUGCUGUGCAUUGUGGAACUUUGCUUUCAGGCAAGGCAAACUGGUAUCAAAUCCAAGGAUAAUCCUGCAAAGACGUCUGUACUUCUUUUUUGCCUUUGAUUCAUCGUUGCCAGAGAUUUUAGCAGGAGAACCCUGGUUGUAAUCGCCGGCGUAUUGCACAGAGUUAUUUGUCUUUGCACGUGGGUUCCAGGUGUUCGUGCGACUAUUUCACUUGUUAAUCAUGACUUCCGAAAUUGUUUACGCUUUUCUAUGCAUGCAUUCAAUAUAUUUAUUGUGAAAGAGAUCGCAGUCGACCAUAGUGUCUGCCAAGUUGCAUUCUUCGGAGUAGUCCAGGAAAGAAAAUCGAACGGGGAGGAGCAGCACCACAGCGCAAUGGGAGUAGGUUAGGCAGUGCUCUGCACCACGUGGUUAGCGCCGGUGUGGCGGAACCAUCGCCGAAUUUGACGGGAGCGCUCUCCUGCCACGUUUGUCGUCCAGAACGUUGUUAAGAAGCAACUGCACCUCUAUUUCCCUAAUGGUCGAUCUUGUUUUUCAAAAGGCAGCCUCAGUUGUGACAGUACAGCUGCGCUGGCUCUUGUCAAGAAGCUACUUGACAACGCGAACGCGUUGUUUACGAAUCAGCGGAUACUGUUCUAAGGAUAGAUGUCAACAUCUUUCGUAAGCAUUGAAAACGACCGUUUGCAACAAGUCACGAGGCCGCUACUGUGCUGGGAUGUACUUCGUGCAUCCAAAACCGCUUUUGGAGUCUGAAGCAAGCGACAAAAAGAAAACUUCCGGCAGUAGCGUGAAUCCCUGAACAGUGGCAUCCUUCAACGAAGCGUUCUCCGUAGUGUCUCUAGUUUCUACCACCGACAGUGCGGCGACGUUUCGGCUCCGCUUUUCGUUCUCCUCCGAGAGAUGGCAUUCGUGUUGUUGGAAGCGUCGGAGAAACCGGGCCUCGUGGAGCGCACGCCCGCCGCUCACGACGGAUGAUGCCGGCAGCUGGGGCGUCGCGGCGAAGCGGGACAGCGGUCUGUGGCCGAACUGACGAGUACACGUGCUUGCCGGCGCUCCGCAGGACUCGACAGUGGUCCGCGCUGGUGGCAGCGACGGCGUCGGUGCUGCUGCUGGUGCCUGUGCCGCAGCAGCCGGCAACCGCCGCUGGACUGCCAAUGCCCACAGAGCCUCUGUCCACGAGUUGGCUUGCCAGGACCCGUAGGGACGAGAACGAGGGGAUCGAGAACAGACAUCGCACCGCGAGUGUGGGCUUCUACAUUGGCGACCCGUGCAAUCUGACAUGCAGCAGCGUUCUGUACCACGUGUUCUGCAACGUCACUUCUCGACGCUGCGAGUGCAGGCCGGAGUAUCCUGUCAACAUCGACAACAGACAGUGCGUCAAAGCUUCGUCGCUGGGCGGCCACUGCGACUACGACGAGGCGUGUGCCUUUUCGGUGACUCACUCGUCCUGCCAGAGCAACGAGUGCCGCUGCCUCGAUGGACACGAGCCCGAUGCGCACGCCACAAAGUGCACGCCCACUCGCGGUGUGGCCAUUCUGGAGAAUGCCGAACUGACGACCAUGGUGAGCGUCAUCGUGGCGCUGAUGGUGUUCACGGCGCUCUUCUGCCUCGUCCUUAGGCUCUUCAGCAAAGCCCGUUUCGGCACAUCCGGGCGCGAUCGCAUGGGUGAUGCUGCCUCGCCGUCCCCGGGACCCGCCGUGCUCAGCUCUGUGGACGGGUCCCUGGCUCAGCCACCGGGCGCCAAGGGAGGAGGACCCGGAUCACGGCGCACUUCACGCAACUCGGUGGACUACGCGGCCUCGCGUCGGGCUAGUUACGGCAUGCUCGCGCCGCCUGCGGACUCACAGAGCUGUUCCCGCCGCGCAAGCGGCUCCUCGGUCAGGUCGCAGGCCUCGCAGCGGUCGGCGGCUUCCAACAGGAGCGGCUCGCUGUCCAGGGUCGGCUCCAGGCAGGCCCCGGCCGCGGCUAAGGGCGCCGAGAGUUCGGCCGUCGCCUCCGCUGCUGCGCCCUCCGAGGCCUCGUGUACCGAGGACGAGGACGACCGGGUCCCACCGGCGCCCCCGCCGGCCACCGUCGGAGGCCAGCAGAGGAAGCCGCCGCACGAGCCCGUGCGCAGGGCCGCCUCGUCACCGAUGGACGCGGUGCGCCCAGACCCUGAACAGCCCAUCACGCGACCGCUCAGGUCGCCCCUGUCACAAGACGUGCGCGACAAGGAUGUCACCGGCUACGCAACGGCUCCAAGUUUAGAAUAACCUGCAGUACACUACGUCUGAAGAGUCGUAGCGUAUAGAGGUGCAGCCAGUGACGAUGCGAGAGCGUGACGGCGGACUAGCGACGCAAAGUGUCGCGGAUUGGGCCGUCCGACGUCAGCAAGAUCUGCAAGCACAUGCGCACUUAGUGCCACGCGAGAGUUCGUCCACGUAGAGACUGUAGAACCUGCACGACCUAGAAGAGUAGCGUGGCAGCGUUAACAUACCUUGAAGAAAGUGACGAUGAAGUUGUCGACGGCGAUACGAAUCACGUGAUCAACAUAACGCGCGAGAACCAGUGAAAGUAACAGAUGACGCUGCGAUGCUUACGCUGAGCCGCGCGUGCACGAGCGGGUGCGCCGACGUGUAUGGAGGUGUGUAAUGGAUUGCGUUGAUUGCGAGUGGCUGUUCCGAGCCACCGUGCUUUGUUAUUUCCCUUAAUUAACGAAUGAUCGAGAAGUAGAUGUCGCUUUAAUACAGAACACUCAUACAUACGGCGACACAGAAGAGCAGUUGAGGACGGCUGAUUCAUGAAGUUGCAUUUCGAAAGAUUUUCCGCAAAUAGCGACAAUUCUAGCGACAUGGCUGUGCAGGUUUGAGCACGAAAGUGUAGUUAUAACGUUAGUGCGGUGCGCGAAAUCACCGCUUUUUCUUCGAUCAAGUACACUCGGAGGCAUGGGGGAUGAAUACAUCUAUUCGUCAUCUCUGCAACUACUGACACGUACGUCAGCGCUGGCUAAAGAGAAAUGACCAGUUGACUUUAGACUAGUUGCCCCUUACAUAACGUACAACGGCAUGGUGACAGACGAGAUUGUGUGCGGAGCUAGUACGCCGUGCUUUGCAACACUACACUUGACUGUUCCUAACCACGCAAACCUACGCGAAAUCACCCACCUGCUUAUUUUUCAGAAAAAAAAGGUUAACCACACUCCGCUUCUGUGCACCAGGGCGCCUUGCAAAAGUUAUUUUGACAGAUAUAAGUUUAAGAAGCAACACUUCUAUACGCGUUCCGCCUAGCAACACUUUUAAUACUGUGAAGUCUCAGCUAUGCACAACUCCCACAUUUGUUUGCGUUUAAUUCAUCGCCAUCAGAACGCUUCAAGAAAAGAAAACAAAAGACACCAGUCAAGAUGAAGAAUUUGCAAAAACUUGACUUCUUUGCACCGACUUGAAAGCGUUGCUAGUGGUACGAACUCACUACGAACAAGGCUUUCGUGUGGGGCCUAAGAUAUCUCGUUUUAUGUGGUUUUCUCUUGCAUUUUGAACAGAACUUAUCUUACUUGAUUCACUGUUGUUCCUGAGCAAGCAAUGUUUCGUCGAGCUCACAGCUUUAAAUUUCACACAAUUCUGUUUUUUUUUUUCCUAAUAAACCUGGCUAAAGCCAGCAAAAACAAGAACCAUAAUUUGAAUACUAGUCACAGAUGUUCGUUCGUCAGCUUCUUUUUCUUUCCAGCUCUGCCUGUUCGGAAAAUCUGUUUCUAUCAAAUGCGGAUGGUUUCUGUAAUUUGAAGCACACUGUUGAUAAACAUUGUCCGGAACAACGAC
Rhipicephalus sanguineus (brown dog tick) is the source of this 4032-nucleotide messenger RNA. RefSeq lists its product as uncharacterized. Lineage: Eukaryota; Metazoa; Arthropoda; Arachnida; Ixodida; Ixodidae. The coding region runs from base 1210 to 2490 and encodes 426 amino acids. The transcript has 8 exons. The record is from RefSeq and is a predicted model, not a curated record.